Helicoverpa armigera (cotton bollworm) is the source of this 5455-nucleotide messenger RNA. RefSeq names its product atypical kinase COQ8B, mitochondrial. The coding region runs from base 170 to 2146 and encodes 658 amino acids. The transcript has 9 exons. Gene Ontology annotation, biological process: ubiquinone biosynthetic process. NCBI's taxonomy places the organism in Eukaryota, Metazoa, Arthropoda, Insecta, Lepidoptera, Noctuidae. The record is from RefSeq and is a predicted model, not a curated record.
CCGAUCCGAUGAUGGAUGUCAAUGAUGUCAUGUCAGUUGUUUUAUGUUUGUAGAAAAUAGUGUACUUAAAAUAAAUCUAUACGAGUAUUUAUUUUAAAAGAAUGAAUUGUUUGUAAUACUAAAUUUCAGUUCCGGUUACUUGUAAUGUAGAGGCAGUUCAAUAACAGUCAUGUCUCACAUUAACGACUUGAUAGGCGUAUUGAGAGGUCUUCGGUUAGUGGUGGAAGCGGGGGUCAAGGCACAGGCUGAAGCAUCUACCCUAAUAUGGAACACCUCUAGCUUAAAGCCAUUGCUGUCCAACUGCCCGACUAACCUAUUAGCCAUGAACCCCAACCCACCAUCCGCUAAAGAGUUAAUGGAGAGGGCGUUUGUAGUCGCACAUGGCUUUAGACAGUUUGCGGCUAUGCAUGUCCCAAAUGUGAAUGCCUCUACAGCAAGCCCUGAGAUGGAUCAACAGAUGAAAGACGAAAUUGACGAGCUGAACAGGGAGUUCAACAGGACAUUUGAUACUUUGAAAAAAGUUCAGACAAUGGAAAACUCAGCUGCGGUUUCUGCCAAAACCAAUGAAUUCCGGCAGGAUAAAGUACAGAUAAUGGCACCUAUUGAGGAUUUACAAAAGCAAUUGAAAGAAGACAAAGAAAAGAGAGCUGAUGAUAUUCUUCUGGCGGUUACUUCUGCUGAAUCGGCGGCAGAUGUGCCUAGUCCCAGGCCAAAGAGUCAAGCUGGCCUUGCAUCGCCGACGCCUGUGUCCCAAUCUGUGUCCGCAUCGCCGAAGCCUGUGGCUAAGAAAAAGAUUAGAGUUGCUUUAAGCGAGAAUUCGAAAGCCCGCGUUGUGCCUUCUUCCCGCCUCGGCCGUAUGUUUUCAUUUGGAUCGCUGGCAGCGGGACUUGGGGUAGGGACAGUUGCUCAAUACGCUCGGAACACGUUCCAGCAGGUGACUGGUAACGUUGACGAGUCCGCCAACUCGUUCCUGUCUCCGGCAAACGCGGAGAGGAUCGUCGAUACGCUUUGUAAAGUCAGAGGUGCUGCUCUAAAGCUUGGCCAACUGCUAAGCAUUCAAGAUGACUCGAUGAUAUCUCCAGAGCUGCAGCGUAUUUUCCAACGCGUGCGCCAGUCUGCCGACUUCAUGCCGUCGUGGCAGGUGGAAAAGGUCAUGAGUUCACAACUUGGGCCCGAGUGGAGGCACAGGGUCGCGAGCUUCGAGGACAAGCCAUUUGCUGCUGCCUCUAUUGGUCAAGUCCACCUGGCGGUGCUACACGACGGCAAGGAGGUAGCAGUCAAGGUCCAGUACCCAGGCGUCGCUAAAGGGAUCAACAGCGAUAUCGACAACCUCGUGGGAGUUAUGAAGGUAUGGAACAUGUUUCCCAAAGGGAUGUUCAUAGACAACAUAGUGGAGGUUGCUAAGAAAGAGCUGUCAUGGGAAGUGGACUACAUACGUGAAGCCGAAUGCACCAAGAAGUUCAAGAAACUGCUCGCUCCCUACCCGGAGUACUUCGUGCCUGAUGUUAUUGACGAGUUAUGUGCCCCAGAGGUAAUAACAACUGAACUGAUUGACGGAGUGCCGCUAGACAAACUGUUUGACGCAGCGUACGAAGUUCGCGUUGAUAUAGCCUACAAGAUCAUGCAGUUGUGUCUCCGAGAAAUGUUUGUACUGCGGUGCAUGCAAACUGACCCCAACUGGGCCAAUUUCUUCUACAACCCGACUACUAAACAGGUGAUUCUACUGGACUUCGGAGCCACCCGGGAGUAUUCGAAAGAGUUUAUGGACCAGUACAUUGAGAUCAUUCACGCGGCGUCUCUGGGUGACAGGGAUGCUAUACUGCGGAUGUCAAAGGAGAUGAAGUUCCUGACUGGUUAUGAAUCUAAGAUGAUGGAACAGACGCACGUGGACACGGUGAUGAUCAUGGGCGAGGUGUUCACGGGCGGCGGCUUCGACUUCGGCACGCAGCAGACCACGCGCCGCAUCCACGCGCUCGUGCCCACCAUCCUCGCGCAGCGCCUGUGUCCGCCGCCCGAGGAGAUCUACUCGCUGCACCGCAAGCUGUCCGGCGUCUUCCUGCUCUGCGCCAAGCUGCGCGUCAAGCUGGACUGCACCGCCAUGUUCCAGGAGAUCUACCAGCAGUACAAGACCGACAGCUUCAGAUAGACCUUAGCGUCCGUGGCUCAGGCGUGGUCCCACUUCACCUACACGGUCUUCAACGGCGACUUCAUCUCUAACUUCAAGUAAUUCAUCGUACAUGUUUUUUAUAAGUGUGUGCUAACCUCAAAGUGCCUCUGUGCCGCUCAAAUACAUUUUGUGAGUGGCUGCGUUCAGUUGAGAUUAUGUGCCCUCAAACUUUUGAAAGGGACACCCGCAUAAUGUGACAGUCCAGGUUAAGAAAUAUUGGAUAAGUGAUGUGUAGGAACAUUGAAGCUGCAAUGUAAAUGCAUUUUAUAAAAUGGAGGAACCCAAAGGCCCAAGGCCGGGCGUUACAGGGCUAAUUUGGUCGUAAGUUAGAGUACCUGGGUGGGUUUUAGGCUACGUUCAGAUGAGAAGCGCACAACACGCGUUUACAACUAGGUACAUACAUUUUAUUGAUUCUGUACACAUUUUGUACUAUACUGUACACACUGUACGCCUGUGCCCAGCAGUGGGACGUUAAAAAGGCUGUAACAGUAUUAUAUUAAUAGUCUAUUUCAUAGUCAUAUUUUUUACAUAAAGAAUUUCGAAUAUCGAUAUUGAAACACACGAUGCAAAGCUCCGCGCAUCACAGGACAUCAUUACUAACUUCAAUAAAAAUAAAAAAAACUCGUUAAAUUAUUUGAUUAUUGUAUUUGAGUGUAACUUGAACUGGUACAAUGUCUUCAUCGGACUCGGAUUAUGAUAUUUACGGAAAUAUAACACAAAAACUACAGGCACUAAAAAACAAAGAGGUUGAAACUGCUGUUACGAGCGACAGAACUGACAUCGGUCCAAGUAGCUCAACCAAUUGCUUUUUACUUAUAAUGAUAAGAUAUUAAAAAUGAACGAUACACCGGAUUCUAUAAACUAUAAUAUUGCUAAGUUUAUUGAUGGAGGUAUUGUUAAUCAGGAUGUGCGAAAGUUAAUUGCGGGGAAUAAUGAAAAUAAUGAAUCCAGUGGCUUUAAAUUAAAAUUCCAAUGUCAAAAUAAGAAGAAACCGUUUGAAACAUUUAUGAAUCCUCAUGAGAAAUUAAUGUUGGCUAUGAUAAAAUGUGCAGAGCAUUUAGAAACACCUUUAGAGAGACUGAAGUUUUAUUUCGAUGGAGAUUUAAUAUCAAGUAACAACAUAAACAUGAUUUGAUAAUGCAUAAUUAACACAAAUUACGCAGUCGCAGAUAGCCUACAAAGCCGUCAGCACAGCUGCGACAGCAAUGCCGGCGCCGAGGAAGCCCGCGCAGGCCUAGGAAACCUAUCUGUUAUAAGGAGAAGCCACUGAAAACUGAACUACGGAAUCUCGAGGUUCAAAAUGCCGAUCUAUUGUAUCCAUAAAGUAUACAAGUUCGAUAUACGUGACAUAGUAUGUUUGCCAAGACGAAGUAUUGUAUUGAAAUGAACUGAAAAUAUUUAAAUGAAAAUAUUGGGAAUGUUCAUGAUCCUGAUGUACGGAAUAUCGAAAAUUUUGGAAUCAUAGCAUACAUUCUAAGUCACGUAUAACGAACUUGGGUAGUUUAUGGAUCCAGUACAUCAGCAUUUAGAACUUGGAGAUUCCGUAGUACAGUCGCCACUGAACACUAAACUAAGAAGUGAUUAAUGCUGUUAUUCAAGCAAUUUAUAUCUUUAAUAUUACAAUUUAUAAUCUGUAGACAGGAGCUCUAACAUUGUGAAUUUCCUAAACUUGGCCUUGGGCUCGAUGGGUUUCUCCUUUACGUUCUGAAUGUUGGCAACUGUAGUACUUAUAGUGGAGCUAAAUAAACAGUACAUUUUGUUGCGAUUUACAACGAAACGGGUGAUAUUUAUUAGAAGAAAGUUAUGUUAUCUUUAAAUUGAUUUAGUCUAUAAAGCAUUUUGUUUUUGUUACCAUUUUUUGUAUCUUUAUACCAAUAGGUAUAUUUUAUAUCAAUGUUACACUAGUAAUUUAAAUAAACUAAAUUAAUAAACUGCGUACAACAGACAACAAUAUUUUUAAGUAGGUACCUAAACUUGUACAACAUAGAUUUUAUACAAAGUACAUUUGACCAAACGCGUUUAGACAGACUUGAAGGUUGUGAUACACAGAUUGUACUAAAAAAAUAUCUUAAAAAUAAUAACGUGAAACGUCAGCUAAUAUGUUAAAAUACACUCUUUUGCAAAAAAAACAGUCACCUAUGCGAAAUCUUGGUUUUAAGGACUUCGCACAGGUGCCCGCUUUUUUUGCAAAAGAGUUUAUAUUCUACUGAUUCUACAGAUAGUUUCUAAAAUUUUCUGGCCUAAGUUCAUGACCAAUUUAAAUAACAUCGUCCAUUUUUGUGUUGACAGUAGACUAAUUAAAAACUUCCCUUACAAUUCGGGAUGCGUCAAAACUAAAAAAAUGCUCAUCUUUUGCAUUUUCAGUUUUUUUUUUUUCAAUUUCAGUAACGUAAUUGCAUGAUAGCCGAUGUAAGCAUUAAGGCAGACCACUGAGAAAUAUUACAAUAUAUCUAUUUAUUUGAAUGUUUACUUCGAAGGUGCUAAUGGUAAACUCUGAGGAGUUGCACAAAUGAUUUCUUGCUCUGUAUUCAUGAAUUUGUAAAACUUCGUACAGAUUAGAGUGGUUUGUAACACAUUACCAAAGAGGGAAUUUACAAAGAGGGAUCCGACUAUUAUAACAGUCUAUGUUAAGGAGAAGCAGUGUACAUUAAAACCUAUAACAGUUUUUAUUUAUUAGGGUCGAUUUAUACUAGCGCAUAGUCGAAGCGUACGAAGCGUCAAAUUCUUUACAACUAAAGCGAAGCCGCACGAUUGCGAGUGACUCCAUCGUUAUCAACACUGACGCAGGCCAAUUUCCGAUUGAUGUCGCGCAGGCUCGCUAGUGUGUUGACGGGCAGACUCGCGAAUUCUGAAGAAUGCGCGGAACUUUUUUAAAUCUCAGAGGUAAUGUGUGCCUUACGCUGUGGUGUUACGGUUGAAUUCGUUAUGUCCAGUUUUGAAAAGUCGCUUCGAUGCGCUUCGACUCUGCUCUAGUAUGAAUUGACCCUUAUUUUUUGCCGUUUUCGAAAUACAAAGUAUUUUGAGAUUAAGCAGUAGUGGUAUUUCUCGAUUUAAAUAUAUAUGUGUCGUAUAAUAAAUAACAUUUUAACGUAUGGAUAUUGAUGUCGAAGUAAUUACAUGUUCUUUAAAAACCUGAGCCACGAAUGUUUCCAGUUGAACUACCUCUUCUAAAUCUAUCUUAUAAGGCUAAAUUGUGAUCGUAUUUGAAAUUUAGUAUUAGCGUUGUGUAGAAACACUGUUUGUAAAAUAAUUGUUAAUUCUAUAGCUUAAUAAACUCGUUGUGGAAUA